ACGGCAUAGAGCCUUUUUUUUUUUUUUAAAGAUUUACUUAUUUUAUGUAUAUGAGUACUCUGUAGGUAUCUUCAGACACACCAGAAGAGGGCAUCAGAUCACAUUGCAGAUGGUCGUGAGCCACCAUGUGGUUGCUAGGAAUUGAACUCAGGACCUCUGGAAGAGCAGUCAGUGCUCUUAACCACUGAGCCAUCUCUCCAGCCCCCACAGCAUAUAUCUUAAAGGUGCAAGUCUUGUCUUAUCUGGGUGUCUUUGGCUAAGGACUGGGAGAUCUUGUAGCUCUUAAAUCCCAGGCUUGGAACUCUCCUGCCUUAAAGGACCUGAUGGUGUUUACAGAAGAGUACAAGCUGGGUAAGUGAGUAUGUGGUUGAUUGUUCUCGCCUUUAUAAGCUGGUCUGUUUCAGAGUCUUUUGGAAAAUACAGUAUACAGCCAUAUGCAGCUUAGCGGCGGUUGAAUACAAUGCUGUCAUUGCGUAAACAUUUGACUGUGUAUUUGCACAAACCAGGAUUGCUACAAUGUCAGAAGACUGUAAUCUUAUGGGCCAUCAUCAUUAUGUAUGCGGUUCAUCAUAGGCCAGAAUGGCUGCUCCUAGUUAUAUUGUAAAGAUGUGUUUCAAAGCUAUAGUUACACAGGAGUUUGGGAAAGGAAGUUUGUGGUGUAAUAUACCCAUUAGAGGACUAUAACCUAAGCUCUAGUCUACUGGUGCAUGGUUGUGGCUUGGGCAUAAUGAUUUGAGGGUUGACAGGAGUGAUGUUGACUUCAGUGCAGUGGCUUGGACAGUCCCAGUUGUUGUUGUUACUGUUGCUGUUGUUGUUACUGUUGCUGUUGUUGUUACUGUUGUUGUUGUUGUUACUGUUGCUGUUGUUGUUACUGUUGCUGUUGUUAGCCAUUUUACCACAAAAGAGGCCAGCCUAAAAUGACUAACUACAUGAAGGGCUUUGAGUUGAGAGUAAGCUGAAACUCUGUCCAGGAUAACCUCAUUUAAUUUAACUUGGAAUGCGGUUGCUGCUUUUCUCUCUCUCUCUCUGUCUCUGAUUUAUUUAUUUCAUAUAUGUGAGUACACUGUUGCUGUCUUUAGACACACCAGAAGACAGAAGAGGGCAUCAGAUCCCCUUACAGAUGGUUAUAAGCCACCAUCUGUGAGUCUUGGAACUCACUCUGUAGACCAGGCUGGCCUUGAACUCAGAAUCUGCCUGCCUCUGCCUCCCAAGUGCUAGGAUCAAAGGCUUGAGCCACCACUGCCCGGCCGGCCCACAGCAACUCUUAUAAAAGGAAGUAUUUAAUUGGGGCUGGCUUACAGUGUUAGAGAUCUAGUUCAUUAUCAUCAUGGCAGGGAGUAGUAUGGUGGCAGCAGCAAGAGAGAGACUCUGGGCUUAGAAUGGGCUUUUUGAAAUCUCAGUUACACACACACACACACACACACGCCUGCCCCAUGACAUACUUCCUCCAACAAGGCCACACUUCCUAAUCCUUUUAAAUAGUACCACUCUGUGGUGACUAAGUAUUCAGAUCUGUGAGCCUGUGGCAGACAUUCUCAUUCAAACCACCACAUUCUACUCUCUGGCUCCAAUAAGCAGAUCGCACACUUCCAACUUGCAAGGGCAAAGGAUAUACAUUACUAUUCCAAAAGGGAGAAAACAGCACAAUGAGGAAGUACUGGAUGAGAAUAAGACCAAAAACUUCAAAUUCUGUAUCUCCCAUGUUUGGUGUCAAAGUGCUCUUCAGAUCUCCAGCUCCUUUCAGUUCUGUUGACUGCACUGUACUUAUUUCUCUUGGGCUGGGUCCACUCCCUGCUAGCAGCUCCCCUGGGCAGGUGUACAGUGACCUGAGCAUCUCCAACAUCUUGGCAUCUUUAAUGCAAUCCAGGCUUCAGCUUCAGAACUUCACACAGUAGCUUCUCUGGACCUCCAUGCAGGGACACUUCUGACACACGCCUGGCCUCGGCAGCUUUCCUUAGCCUCGGAGGGAGAUCCCAUGAUCCCUUCUUGGAUUCUUGACUCUAAAGCCAGAAGAACCAUGUGGCCAGCACUGCUACCUUCUGUUUGCUGGGACUGGAACUUGGCCUCUUUGUUCAAAUACAUUUUCACCAGCUUUCGGGGCUUGAUGGUUUCUGUCACUGCUCAAGCUUUUCUUUAAUUCCUUUUCAUGGGGCUGGAGAGAUGGCUCAGGGGUUAAGAGCACUAUCUGCUCUGCUCUUCCAAGGUCCUGAGUGCAAUUCCCAGCAACCACAUGGUAGCUCACAGUCAUCCAUAGUGGAAUCUGAUGCUCUCUUCUGGUGUGUCUGAAGACAGCUACAGUGUACUUAUAUACAUAAAAUAGAAAUUGCUGUAAUUCCUUUUCAUGAAUUAGGAGCUCAGCUGGGUGGGAUCUUGCCCUGAGGUUGCCACUCCCUUAGCGUCAGGCUUUUCUUUAAACGUUUUUAUCUCCAUCCCACUUCCUGGUGCUCCUUUUCUCCCCCAAGUGUACACUUUAAUUUCUCCUUGCUCAGCUUGCUCCUUUUCAUCAUAGGUCUGCCUAAGGGUGACCCGCUAUCAACCAUGUGACACAGUCAAUACUAGGUUGCCUUGAAAUCUCCUCUGCCAGUGCUAUUAACCAAAAACUCCUCAGUUCUGCUUCAGCCAGACUUUUUGGACAAGGGCAGAGCUGCUACAUCAUUUGACACCAAAGUGUCACAAGACCAGGUGUCUAGGCCACUUAGUAAUAGUCUUCUCCUCUGAAGCCUACAUUGCUGCCAGGCCCAUUAUCUUCCACGCGUCUACUACUUGCAUGACUCAUGAGCCGACUUAAUAAAAGUAUUCAACUGCUUUCCUAACUCAAGUUCCACAUUCCGCCAAGAAGCAGCACGGUCAGGCCUGUCACAGAAGUAACCCGCUUUCUUUUUCGUUAUGCUCUUCCAUUGCUGUGAAGAGACACCGUGACACACCAACUCGUAUGGAAGAAAGCACUUAAUGGGGGUUUGCUUAUAGUCAGAGGCUUGGUCCAUUGUCAUCAUGGCGGGAAGCAUAGUGGUAUACAGGCAGACAUGCUGGAGAAGGAAUUCAGAGCUCUACAUCUGCAGGAGCAGGAAGAGAGAGACUUGGGGCUUGGAAUGGGCUUUUUGCAACCUCAAAGUCCACCGUCAGUGACACACUUCCUCCAACAAGGCCGUACUCCUAAUCCUUUCAAAUAGGAGUCAUGACCAGCUAUUCAAAUCUGUGAGCCUAUUGGGGGCCAUUUUCAUUCAAACUGCCGCAGAUGGCUUUGCCCUUCUGGCUUUUUUGCAUGUGAUAGUCUUUCUCUAGGGCAGAUUCCACCCCGCAUGUGCAGUUGUUUUCCAGCUUGCCAUUCUACUUUAGUGUUCAGGACAGACUGCUGUAGGAUGCGAUGAUGCUUUUCCUUUAUAUUUGUACAGGGCACCAGGCUUCAUUCUCAGACUUCCACUGCAAGUUGGCCUGUAGUGGUCCACUGUAAACCCAGCAUGAAAAUGGAGUGCCAGUUGCCGAUACGAGAGUCAUUCCUUCCUUAAGCAUUGAAUGCUUUGGAGCGUAAAGGGACACAAGCAGUACUGUGUGUACUGGUGUACUAGUUAUCAUCACAGGGAGAUCCGUGAUCAGUAUGGAAUGGAUACGCAGGAGGAAUGGUAGACAGAAAGAAAAGAGGCAGCGCUGAGCUGUAGGAGUUUUGUGAAAGGGAGACUAAAAAGAGAGGGUUAAAGAUAUUCGUACAAAUGACAGAGCAGCCUUUUGGCUGGAGACUGGAGGGUAGGCAGCCAGGACUCUAGGCUACAGAGGGAAAAGAAAGAUAAUAGAAAUUGUAUCGAGAGAAACCAACAGCAACAGUGGGGGCUGUGCUGGUUGGCUACACGGACCUGGCCGUAUUUCAUAAACAAAGCUGGGAGGAGACUGGGUGUGAGGCCACACACUGCUGACUCUCUGACUUGAUUGGGGUUCAGGCCAAAGUCUCUGAGUACUCAACGGCAAAGGUGGCUAGGAGCUCGGACCGAAGAGCAGGUGGUUCUCUAACUUCAGAUGGUGCAGAGCAGGAAAGGUAUGCUGAAGGAGAGGGUCAUGGACUUGGCCUCCCAGACGACCAUCCUGCCCCUGCUGUUUGGCUGCCUGGGGAUUUUCAGCCUCUUCAGGCUGCUGCAGAGGAUCCGCUCAAAGGCUUACCUGAGGAAUGCUGUGGUGGUAGUCACGGGCGCCACCUCAGGUCUCGGCAGAGAAUGUGCCAAAGUCUUCCAUGCUGCGGGGGCUAAACUGGUCCUCUGUGGACGAAAUGUGAAGGCCCUGGAGGAGCUCAGCCGGGAACUUGCUGGUUCUUCUCAGGGACAGACACACCAACCCUUCGUGGUGACCUUUGACCUCGCGGAUCCUGGUACUAUUGCUGCUGCAGCAGCUGAGAUCCUCCAGUGCUUUGGCUAUGUGGACGUUCUCAUCAAUAAUGCUGGGAUUAGCUACCGUGGUACCAUUAGUGAUACCAUAGUGGACGUGGACCGGAAGGUGAUGGAAAUAAACUACUUUGGCCCUGUUGCUCUAACAAAAGCGCUCCUACCCUCCAUGGUGGAAAGGAAGCAAGGCCACAUCGUCGCCAUCAGCAGCAUCCAGGGCAAGAUCAGCAUUCCUUUCCGAUCGGCAUAUUCAGCCUCCAAGCAUGCAACCCAGGCAUUCUUUGACUGUCUGCGUGCAGAGAUGGAAGAGGCUAACAUCAAGGUGACUGUGAUAAGCCCUGGCUACAUCCAUACCAACCUCUCUGUAAAUGCUGUCACUGCCGAUGGCUCCAGAUAUGGAGCUCUAGACAAGAACACAGCCCAGGGCCGAAGCGCUGCAGAGGUGGCCCAGGAUGUCUUUGAUGCUGUGGGGAAGAAGAAAAAAGAUGUUCUCCUGACAGACUUUGUGCCAUCCAUGGCUGUCUACAUCAGAACUCUGGCUCCCGGGCUCUUCUUCAGAAUCAUGGCCUCUCGGGCCAGAAAAGAGCGGAAAUCCAAGAGCUCCUGAUGCUGGUAGGGCUGCUGGCUUGGGCAGCCUGAUCAGACCGACUACCACACCUUCCUGGGUGGGGAUUGCAGUGCACGGGAUCCGCCGCUAAGACCUGGUGGAGGGCUACCUUGUAUUUGUUUCCCAGGGAGUGAUUAGCUCUUAAGGAGUGAAAUAUGGAGUUGUACAGGAACACUAAACGAUGUAAAAUAAAUGACUGAAGAGUGGGUCAGAGUUCACAGUA
Messenger RNA from Mus musculus (house mouse), 5197 nucleotides. RefSeq names its product dehydrogenase/reductase 7B (gene Dhrs7b). Bases 4009 to 4974 code for a protein of 321 amino acids. Gene Ontology annotation, cellular component: nucleus; endoplasmic reticulum membrane; peroxisomal membrane. Gene Ontology annotation, molecular function: oxidoreductase activity, acting on the CH-OH group of donors, NAD or NADP as acceptor; acylglycerone-phosphate reductase (NADP+) activity. Lineage: Eukaryota; Metazoa; Chordata; Mammalia; Rodentia; Muridae. Gene Ontology annotation, biological process: negative regulation of DNA-templated transcription. The record is from RefSeq and is a predicted model, not a curated record. The transcript has 7 exons.